CGGCUCCCAGGCCACCCAAGGAUCACUUCAACGUGCUGUUCUUUGCAAGCGCUGGCUCCUUCACAUCUAAACAGUACGAUGUGUUGCCGGCCCCUCUCCCCUUGAAGAAGCUAUUUGAUGCGCUUGAAGAGAGAUAUGCCGGGUUCAAAGAGAGAUUCCUAGAGUCGUGUUUGGUGACGGUCAAUUUAGAAUACGUAGAUAUCAUCCCUGGAGCAGACGACGAGAACGGCUCGAUAAUACGGUCCGGCGAUGAAGUAGCCAUCAUUCCUCCCGUCAGCUCCGGAUGAAGGCGUCUCUGGUAGCCUCCCUAUCUGUGACUCUGUUCUACAGAUCCUGCCAGCAGUAUUUGUUUUCGCUACGUGCCAUCUCGCGUGCUGUGAACUUGACCAAGCAACGGGUCGCGUUCACCGUCCUGAUGUCGUCGCGGUCGCCAAAAUUGCACCCGUCUCCAGUCAUGCUUCCACACCCGCCACCAGUCCGGGUCCUGUUUGCUCCGUCGUCUCCCCCAGCGGACGCCGAGCACGAUCAAGGUCACCAACAAGACCACGACAAACGUCGACACAAUGGAGAUGAUGGACGUCAGACUCGUAAUGGUCGAAACCUGGCAGCCCAGCGGCUUGGUGCGCAACUCCCAUCGUUCCGCCCAGUGUGGACAAAUGUUCUCGUCGUAGGCGGGUGCCAGCAAAGGAAUCGCAUACGGAUUAGGGACGCAGGCGGACGUCUAUAUCAUGGGCGACAUGGGACACCAGCUGCAUUCGUUCUCCGCCAGGCACACUUUACAGUCCUGGUGGUUCCAGCAUCGGAAGAAGUGCUCUUCAGAUGUCUCUCUGGCCGUUGUGAAGUUGUGCUUCAGAUGCCAUAUUUCUUGGGCGCUGAGUUUAUCCAUCUGGGUGCCGGCGGCUUUCGUCUUUUGAAUAUGGUGUAGCCGCAGGCGGUAGUAACGCGCCUACUUAGCCAAUUGAUUGCGAUUGGGGGGAAAGUGAAUCUCGUGAUGGAAGUUGUCAGUGGGACGAGUACGGGAUGACACUGGAGUUGUGCGGGGAAGGAGCUGGUCGAGUUGGGGUCCGUGCAUCCAUCACCCAGACUGUAUUACUCCGUACAGUCUAUCACAAUUCCUCACUUCGACACGCCUUGAACUUCAAAACUUCCUGAUACCGAUUGGAUGCAU
Colletotrichum phormii is the source of this 1168-nucleotide messenger RNA. RefSeq lists its product as uncharacterized. The transcript is spliced from 2 exons. The coding region runs from base 284 to 925 and encodes 213 amino acids. NCBI's taxonomy places the organism in Eukaryota, Fungi, Ascomycota, Sordariomycetes, Glomerellales, Glomerellaceae. The record is from RefSeq and is a predicted model, not a curated record.